CUUCUUCCUUCAAAGCAAGGAACAAUAUCAAUUUCACCAAUCUCACCGCGCCAAUCACACUUCGGAACAGGAAUUGAAGGACAGAAAAUUGCUUCAAGCAUUGGAACCAUGGAUUCGGCUUACUUUGUUGGCAGAUCUGAGAUUCUUUCAUGGAUCAAUUCCACUCUCCACCUCAAUCUCUCCAAAGUUGAAGAGUCUUGCUCUGGUGCGAUCCAGUGCCAGUUGAUGGAUGCGGUUCAUCCAGGGAUGGUGCCCAUGCAUAAGGUCAAUUUCGAUGCCAAAAGCGAGUACGAAAUGAUCCAGAAUUACAAGGUUCUUCAAGAUGUGCUUAACAAGCUCAAGAUCACCAAGCAUAUCGAGGUUAGCAAGCUUGUGAAAGGUAGGCCACUUGAUAACUUGGAAUUCAUGCAGUGGAUGAAGUGGUACUGUGAUUCCAUCAACGGAGGUGUUCUACACAAUUACAACGCUUUAGAAAGGAGAGAUGCCUGCAAGGGCGGGAAAGAAGCUAGCAAGAAAUCUGCAGCCUCUCAAUCUUCAGCCAAGAACUCAACAACUGGAUCAAGAUCACAUACCUCUCAUAACUCAAGAAGACAUGAAGCAACUUCUACUGUCAACUCUUCAAGUCAAUCAGGAAAAACUUCAAGGCCUUCCUCGAGCUGUGGAUCACCAGUAUAUGAUGAACAGAUCACAGAGCUGAAACUUUCAAUUGACAGCCUUGAGAAGGAAAGAGACUUUUACUUCUCAAAAUUGAGGGAUAUUGAGAUUCUGUGCCAGAGUCAUGAGAUACAGGACUCUAAGGUUGUGAGUGCAAUAAAGAAGAUUCUGUAUGCUGGAGAAGAUGAUGCAUCAGUGGUGGCAGAUGCUCAAGCAAUGGUGUCCAUGGCUACCCAGAAGGAAGCUGUGACAAGAACAGAAGGGAUUGCUGAUAAGAGAGAAAAUUUGGAAACUCAGAAGAGAAAAGUAAUUCAAAAUCUUGAUAUUGAUGCUGUUGGGAUUACAACAUUGUCACCCAGGCUGAGAAUUUCUGGUGUUUCUGAUGUUCAUUGCAGUGGGUCACACCUCACGAGUUACUGAUUAUGGAUGGAACUCUGAAACUUUCUUAUAUCAUUUACAGUACAAUUUUCUUUUGGGAGCUGAAAUCUGAAACUCUCUGUUUAAAUGGUUUGAAGUGCUGUAGAAUGUAUACUUAGACACAGACACACAAUUAAAGAAUGUUUUCAUGGGACUUCGGUAUAUAAGAGUUUUAUGGCAGUGGUUUUUGAAUGAGGUGUAUGUUCUCUUAGGG
Cucurbita maxima (winter squash) is the source of this 1285-nucleotide messenger RNA. Its product is annotated as microtubule-associated protein RP/EB family member 1C-like. Gene Ontology annotation, cellular component: microtubule organizing center; cytoplasmic microtubule; spindle midzone. NCBI's taxonomy places the organism in Eukaryota, Viridiplantae, Streptophyta, Magnoliopsida, Cucurbitales, Cucurbitaceae. The annotation marks the transcript as partial. Gene Ontology annotation, molecular function: microtubule plus-end binding. The transcript has 6 exons. Gene Ontology annotation, biological process: regulation of microtubule polymerization or depolymerization; protein localization to microtubule plus-end; spindle assembly. The record is from RefSeq and is a predicted model, not a curated record.